This is a messenger RNA of Mucor mucedo, 428 nucleotides long. RefSeq lists its product as uncharacterized. The transcript has 4 exons. The record is from RefSeq and is a predicted model, not a curated record. The coding region runs from base 1 to 384 and encodes 127 amino acids. Lineage: Eukaryota; Fungi; Mucoromycota; Mucoromycetes; Mucorales; Mucoraceae.
AUGCUUGUGCUACGACGAUUGAAGUAUUUUUACUGCUGUCAUAAUUAUUAUAUGUCAGCUGUUCCUUUUUCUCAAUCUGGUUAUUACUCUGGGUUAUUUUCAAUUUGGGAUUUUUCGAUUUUUCAUAAUGGCUUUUUAUAUGACUUCAAUGUUGUUGAUAGAGAUAUCGGUUCCAAAGACCAGCGUGAUACUCCUCAAAAGUAUUUUGUUCCUAUGGAGAGUGAUAAGUUGAGGCUUAAAUACAUACACAGUUUAAGAAUGAAUGUUAUUGUUAUUGUUAUUGACAUCUCAUUAUGGUCUUUCUAUAUGGGAUCAUUACAUCCGAGUAUUAUCUGGAUAAAUCUACCCACAACCGUCAUCAGCCCAUCUGUGAUCAAUGUCUGAAAUAAUGUGUAUAUAAAGACCCCCUUUUAUUUGUUUAAUAAAGC